This is a messenger RNA of Prorocentrum cordatum, 551 nucleotides long. Lineage: Eukaryota; Dinophyceae; Prorocentrales; Prorocentraceae. The record is from the annotation of a GenBank genome assembly.
GCCGAAGACCGUGCAUUUUACGACGUUGCUUGAUGGAUGUCCAAGAGUGCGCGUGUCCCGCUUGGUGUGUGCAUGUGUGUAUGUGUCCUUCCAUUCUUCUCUCGCCUUGCUGUGUCCAUCAUCCCCGGUCAUUUUAGUUCAGGCCCGAGACUGGCUUGGGCUCUCAGUUACAUCGCAGAUGAUACGCGCCUUCUCGGCUUGCGGGAGGACGCCAAGCUGGAGCUGAUGGAGGACGCGGUCUCGUUCGAGGACUGGAUCGGCGACGUGCCGCCUGGCGCAGUUGUCGACCAUCCGCUCGUCCCGCUGGUGCCCGCGGCGGCCCCGGUCCAGAGGGGGGCGCCUUGACUCGCUGCGGACGCGCUGGAGCGGCCCUCAAAAAAGCUCUAAUCGUCCAGGCCCCACCGCCGUGCAGCUGCGGCGGGGGCUGGGUCCUGUGAGCGGGUUGGGCGGCUUUUCCUCCUCCUCCUCCCGCACCCAGCUCGUCCUCCUCCCUUCUCCCCCCUCGUCCUCUUCGUGCGCCCCUGGUGCUGAUCCUCGGACUUCGUCUGCCC